This is a messenger RNA of Varroa destructor (honeybee mite), 4679 nucleotides long. Its product is annotated as dynactin subunit 1-like. The record is from RefSeq and is a predicted model, not a curated record. NCBI's taxonomy places the organism in Eukaryota, Metazoa, Arthropoda, Arachnida, Mesostigmata, Varroidae.
GAUCGAUAUAAUGGUACACCAAAGACACAGAGAUACGCAUAUGCAGAGAUUGGAAGACAAAGUGAAGUUUUUUUCGAACGGAAGAGAAAAGUGCCAAAUGUUUUUUGUCAGCAUCAACUAACUUCCUUUGCAUUUUUUGGAUUAUCUGUGUGAGGACCUUCGACCACGUUCUGCCGUCGUCAACUAGAACAGUCUGGCAAAGAUGACGGAACGAUCACUUCGCAUUGGUGAGCGCGUUGAGUUAGUCGGCAAAGAUGUUGCCGGAAAAGUGGCCUUCGUGGGGUUGACAGAAUUUUCCUCAGGAAAAUGGGUCGGAGUCAUUCUCGACGAACCUAAAGGAAAAAAUAAUGGGACCGUGCAGGGGAAAUCCUACUUUAGCUGCUCUGAUAAUUGCGGAAUCUUCCUCCGCCAGUCCCAGCUAAAACUUCUAGAGGAUAUGUCCGCUUCCCGCACCUCAAUUGGCUCCUCAGGCUCGUCCAGUGGUCCACGGGCGUCAAUGGCACCCCCCGGCAGAAGCAAAUUGAAGCCCCCAGCAACGUCGUCUGCCACACGUAAGACGUCGUUAGGAGCUGCGGGUCGUCUUUCAACCGGAACCGUUAAUGCACCUAGCCGUACGGCCAGCACCUUGUCUGUCGCCGCUUCAGAAAAAUCUCUCGACGAGUUAUCUGCAUCAAUAACGUCUGUAACCUCAACUACGGCGGUUCAAAUGGAAGGAGAAUUGACUUCGGCACGAGUUGCAGUAAUGAAGAAGGACAAAGAAAUUGAUGAUCUAAAAGCAGAGGUGAAGGAUUUGCAGGAGAAACUAGAGACGAUUAUGGCCAAACGCGGGGAAGACCGGGAAAAGAUACGUGAAUUUGAAAAAACCAAGAUUCAGCUGGAGCAACUUCUUGAAUACAAAGCCAAAAUUACGGAAAGUCAGGCUGAUCUACAGAAACAACUAGCUCAGGCCCGUAAAGAGGCACAAGAUGCCAUCGAAGAGAAGAAUCGACAUGCGGAAGAAAUGAGUGACGUCAGUGAAGCUAUUGAAAUGGCCACACUUGACAAGGAAAUGGCGGAAGAAAAGACUGAACAACUACAAUUGGAGUUAGACGAUUUGAAAACGCGUGCAGAGAUGGCGGAGUCUGAACUCCAGUUGUUAAAAACGGAGCUUGAAGAAAAGGGCCCGCAGUCGGUUGGAGCUGAUUUCAUGAAUAAGCAGCAGGAGCAGCAAAUUUUGAAACUGAAGGAUGCUGUUGUCAAACUUCGGGAUAUCAACGCCACUGACAGAAUGAAGAUGUCUGAAAUGACAAAGGAGCUAGAACAGGUGAAGCAUGACCUUUCUGAUGUGAGAAGAAUAAAUGCUAAACUUAACCAGGAAGUGGACAAAUAUGAAGUGCAGAUUGGCGAACUUCAUGAACAGAUUGACGCGGCUCUUGGCGCUGAGGAAAUGGUAGAGAAGUUGACUGAGAAGAAUCUGUCUCUCGAAGAAAAAGUCCGUGAGCUUCAGGAAAUGGUUGACGAUUUGGAGAAGAUGCAGGAGUUAAAUGAUGAACUCCAGGAAACAGCUCGAGAAUCAGAACAAGAUCUUAGAGAAGAAAUAGAGAUAGCCAACUCUAAGUUGCUCGAUGCCCAUAAGAAAAUAGAGGCUAUGAAUUAUGCUAUUGCCGACUAUGAACAGACUAUACAGAAAUUUCGUGACCAUACCGAACGGCUCAAGGAUAAAAUUGAGGAGCUGCAGAAGAGGCUAGUGGAAGAAACGCAAGAUCGCUCAUUGCAGACAGCAACUGAAUCCAUCGACUACAAGGUGCGGUUCGCAGAAACAAAAGCUCAUGCUCGCGCCAUCGAGAUGGAACUACGGCGGCUGGAAGUGGUGCAGGCUAAUCAGCACGUGAGAUACGUGUGUGCCUUUUUACCGGAUGCAUUUCAGGCGCGUGGCGGAGACCAUGAAGCUGUCAAAAUGCUCCUUCUCGUACCCAGGAUUAUUGCCAAGUGCGAUAUCUUGGCGGCGCAGUUACGUGAGAAAUUUCCCGCGCCAGAGUACAUUACGCGUGCUCUUGUCCUGAGAACGCACACACUCGAGCAAUAUACUUACGGCUGUAUGAUGCUAUAUCUUCUCUACACGCUGCAUGCCCUACUACAACAGUACACCACGGCGUUCGAUUCCUGUAGCGUGGAUUUGUAUCAGAAAUGUGCGACGCUGUUCUCGGAGAUGCUAGCUCAAGAGAGGCUUAUCGAUUUUUAUAUUGAUUUGCUCAGAAAAGAUCAGCUUGAUGAAAACGUGCCGCUGGAUAAAUUGGAGAAAGCUGUCACAUAUUUUGAAAGCCUCUACAGCGUGCACCUUUCCUCGGAGCGUGUGUCCGGCUCGCAGUUUAUGGGAGAUCGUUUGAAAGUAAUGGGUGUAUCAUGUUAUGCAAUCCUAGCUUGCCUCAAGGCUAUAAAAAGUCUAACGAAGGACAAUAAAGACGAAUUACUUGCUCUUCUGGACGAUGCGGUGAUUGUUACUGAAGAGAUUCAGCAAGUGCUUAAAAAGAUUAAACGACGCGUCCCGGAACAGAAUUCACCCAUUGUACUGGAGCUAAGCACAGACACCCAGGAAGAGGUAUUGGAAUGCUGCCACAAGCUAGGCCGGGUUUUAAGGGUAUUCUUGAGUUUGCAGAAGGCAGCUAUACAAAGCACAAUUUCGCAGGGCGAACACAACGAGGAGAUCGCACUAGAAAAACUCAAAGAGUUGACGCAUGAAGCCACGGAUCGUGUGUACGGCAAGGAUGAUAACGGGCCCGAGUGUUUACGCUUGUCGCUAAAGGGAGUCCUGGAUGCAUUGACUGCUUUGAACGACAAAGUGCAAGAGGGCUCAAUGGAAAAAGAGGGCUCAAGUAUAAUUAAGAUGACACCACCCGCGCAGAUCUGCGCUCAGACAGCAAAGGAGAAGGCCAAGGACAUGGAUCAGAUGCGGGUGCGUAUAGAACAACAGCAAAGCGAUAUCCAAGAGUUGCGGAAAGCGGUGAAAGCAAAGACAGAAGAGGUGCGUGAAAUGUCGUUGCGACGUGAUAUGGCUGAAAAACGUAUAGACAUGGCAUGCAAGGACGUGGAAGAACAACGCGACCGACUUCAGCGUCAGCUCGACGAACUUCAGAUUCAAAUGAAGAAGAACGAAAAGGAACAUAACGAGACAACCGAAGUGCUCGAAUCAGACAUUAGUCAACUAGAGAAGGAGCGCCGCGAACUUAAAGAACAAAUUAAGUUAUUGCAACGAAAAGGAGAUGCUCUAGGUAUCCGCACGGAUGUUCGCAUGAGUCCGGCACAUUCGCACGCGCCGACUACGGCUCCGCCCUCCGGUAGUGCUCCACUUAUCCAAGGUUUUGGACAGGUUUCUGAUGAAGCAAUUGAUUGUCUGCGUAGUCAGGUUGCCGCCUUGAGCCGUGCACUCCAGACUAUUCGCAAUUCAAACUUCCACCGGACGGCAGAUGAAGUAAGUAAAGCAGCAAAUCGUCUUCGUGCCCUAAAUAUCCCCAAAAACCCCGGCUGGCUACUGAAAGCAACCAACAACAAAGAGGAUAGCCUUCCACAAGAGCAUCUCGAUAUUCGCCAAAAAAUCUACGAACUCACCAAGAGAAUUAACCAAGUGAGAUCCGAGUACCUUUCUACGCUCGCAGAGCAAGGCACGAUUACCCCGUUGGGAUCAAAGAAUGCCGGUACAGCUCUGGCUCAGCACGCUGCCCGUGAGGUCACAUUGGCGCGUCUUAAGGAACAAAGCUUUAGGCUUGAAACCGAAAUUCGAGAAUUGGUAGCACGCGUCCGACCUGGUCAGCAUAUUCGGACAUCCCUGCGGGAGUUCCCUCACCCCUUGUUCACUAAGGCACAUUUGGAAAAGGACGCUAGUCUCAUUGGCCGUGUUAAGGUUCCGUUCGAGCAAGAGAAGACGGAGUCCGUAUUUAUCGAUUACCCGUCCAUCCAAAAGAUUCAUCGACUAAUUCUCUCAUAACGCAAAUGACUCGGGUACACGCACGUUUCGUCUAUUCUUCUUAGGUUCCGACAGUCAGUUUUCUUCACCAUUAUCACCCACUGCCUGUAGUCAGCUGGUCAGUUUUUAGACUGGUUCUUUCAGAUGUAUUAAUAGAGAAUUAUUCGUAGUAGCGGACAGCAGUGUUGACACCCAACAAGAGUAGACGAUAUAGCUAAGCAAUUAACUUAUUAACACUUGCACCGGCUUACUUGUGUAUAAUUCUUGUUAUCCAUUAUGCAACAUACAGGCCGACCACCUACAUAGUGAUUUACGUUUGUGAUGUGCAUCAGACAUAAAAAACACAUCGACGUUGUUCGAUCUGACGAGCCACUUAGUAGAAAUAAUACAACUACUCGACUAACAGUAUGGUACUCUAGACCAUCGCCGUAUGUGUCAGCUAUGGCGCAUACAUAUCGUUUUUAUUACUAUUACUGGUUCGGAAACCCAGAACCGAAAUAUUUGGCGUUCUGCCAUAUAUAAGGGGAGUUACGAAAAUCUAUAUUAUUUAUAUCUGUUUAUGCUCGCAGCCGUGGGAGAUUAUUUCUAUAUAUAAAGUACUAUAUUUAAAGGGACGCGAUAAACAAAAAGACGAGAAUGGUUCUUGAUUGAGUAUUUUACCGUCAAUCAAUGACCGCUGCUGGCUGGACAGCCAGCGUUGGUGGUGACUCGCUAAGUGAGUAAUAAAUAGAAAGAAGAA